Messenger RNA from Abrus precatorius (Indian licorice), 3498 nucleotides. RefSeq names its product isoleucine--tRNA ligase, chloroplastic/mitochondrial. Bases 429 to 3449 code for a protein of 1006 amino acids. The transcript has 23 exons. Gene Ontology annotation, biological process: isoleucyl-tRNA aminoacylation. Lineage: Eukaryota; Viridiplantae; Streptophyta; Magnoliopsida; Fabales; Fabaceae. Gene Ontology annotation, cellular component: cytosol. The record is from RefSeq and is a predicted model, not a curated record. Gene Ontology annotation, molecular function: ATP binding; aminoacyl-tRNA deacylase activity; isoleucine-tRNA ligase activity.
GAGGCGUAGGUUGGAGUUAUCCGAACGAUGUUUGUGUUUUUCCCUCGCUGAGCUGAGCUGAGCCGAGUGUCUCACUUUGCAUUUCACACCACAUCAUGUCUCUUCUCAAAUCCCUCACUUCAAAUUCCUCUGCUUUCAAUUUCAAACCAUCGCAAACCACCAUCGCCCGAACCUCUCCUUACAGAGGUGGCCUUUUCAUCCUUUUAGCUCGAGAUAGAUCAUGUGCUUGAUGAAUUGUCAAACUGAAAAUUGAAACGGUGUUCUUACGAACAGCUUGUUCUUCCACCAGGAGAACUAACUCUCUUGACUUGUUUUGUUCCCGGGGAAUCUCGUCAGUUAAAGUGGUAUCUUUUUCAAACAUAUCAAACUACUGUACUCAUUCAAGGGACGAGAUUUUUUCUUCAAAGCGAAGAUCAAGAGGGCCUGUGAUGGCAGGAAAGAAAGCCUCUGAAGGAGUCAAGCAAGAGGAUGGCAAAUACAAGCACACCGUUGAUCUUCCCCAGACAUCAUUUGGUAUGAGAGCUAAUUCGUCAAUAAGAGAGCCUGAAAUUCAGAAAAUAUGGGAAGAGAAUCAAGUAUUCAAAAAAGUUGUUCAGAAAAAUAGUGGGGAAAAUUUUAUUCUUCAUGAUGGUCCUCCAUAUGCCAAUGGUGAUCUUCAUAUUGGCCAUGCCUUAAAUAAAAUUUUGAAAGAUAUUAUAAAUCGUUAUAAGGUCCUUCAAAACUAUAAAGUUAAUUUUAUACCCGGAUGGGAUUGUCAUGGCCUACCAAUUGAAUUAAAAGUUUUGCAGUCACUGGAUCAAAAGGCUAGAAAUGACCUCACACCAUUAAAGUUAAGAGCAAAGGCAGCUAAAUUUGCCAAAGAAACUGUUAAAAAUCAGAUGUCAUCUUUUAAGCGCUAUGGAGUAUGGGCAGACUGGAAUGAUCCCUAUCUAACCCUAGAUCCAGAAUAUGAAGCUGCCCAGAUUGAAGUAUUUGGCCAGAUGGCCUUAAAAGGCUAUAUCUACAGAGGCAGAAAACCUGUUCACUGGAGUCCUUCAUCUCGGACAGCACUUGCUGAGGCUGAGUUGGAGUAUCCUGAAAAGCAUGUUUCAAGAAGCAUAUAUGCCAUUUUCAGAGUUGUGAGUGUUCCUCAAACAUCAAGUUCCCUAUUACAAGAAUUUCCAAAUUUGUGCUUGGCUGUAUGGACUACAACUCCCUGGACUAUUCCUGCCAAUGCAGCUGUUGCGGUGAAUCCUAAGCUUGAAUAUGCUAUCGUUGAAGUAAAGUCUUCACAAGAGCACGACCCUUCAUCUGGUGGAACAGGAAAGAAAGGGCUUGGACUUGUUUUGAAGGAUGAGAAGAAGCCAUUUCUUAUUGUAGCUUCAGAGCUUGUGCCAAAGUUAGAGACAAAAUGGGGUGUGAAGCUUGUAGUCAAGACAAAGCAAUUGGGUUCAAACUUAGAAAACUGCAGGUACAUUCAUCCAAUAGAUAAUAGGGAAUGUCCUGUCGUAAUUGGUGGAGAUUAUAUUACCACAGAAACAGGAACAGGACUGGUCCAUACUGCUCCUGGACAUGGUCAGGAAGACUAUAUAACUGGACAGAAGUAUGGACUACCCAUACUUUCUCCAGUAGAUGAUGAUGGAAAGUUCACUGAAGAAGCUGGGCAGUUUAGUGGGCUUGAUGCUCUUGGUGAAGGUAACACUGCUGUUGUGAAAUAUUUGGAUGAACAUCUCUCACUCAUCAUGGAGGAAUCAUAUGAACAUAAGUAUCCAUAUGAUUGGCGAACAAAAAGACCUACUAUAUUUAGAGCAACAGAGCAAUGGUUUGCAUCUGUGGAGGGAUUUCGUGAUGCUGCUUUGGAUGCUAUUGGCCACGUAAAAUGGGUUCCACCUCAGGCAGAAAACAGAAUAUUGGCAAUGACUUCUAGCCGCUCUGAUUGGUGUAUAUCACGACAAAGGACAUGGGGUGUCCCCAUUCCAGUUUUUUAUCAUCUUCAGUCUAGAGAACCUCUUAUGAAUGAAGAGACAAUUGAUCAUAUCAAAUCUUUCAUAGCCCAAAAGGGUAGUGAUGCAUGGUGGUACAUGACAGUAGAGGAUCUUCUCCCUACUAAGUAUCGAGAUAAGGCAGCAGAAUAUGAAAAAGGAACUGACACAAUGGAUGUAUGGUUUGAUUCAGGUUCCUCCUGGGCUGCAGUCUUGGGAAAAAGAGAUUCCCUUAGUUUUCCUGCGAACUUGUAUCUUGAAGGAACAGAUCAGCAUCGAGGGUGGUUUCAGAGUUCAUUGUUAACAAGUGUAGCUACAAGAGGGAAGGCUCCAUAUUCUAGUGUUUUAACACAUGGAUUUGUAUUGGAUGAGAAAGGCUUAAAAAUGAGCAAGUCUUUGGGUAAUGUGGUGGAUCCACGUAUUGUGAUUGAAGGAGGCAAAAAUCAAAAGGAAGCACCAGCAUAUGGAGCUGAUGUCCUUCGACUAUGGGUUUCUAGUGUAGAUUAUACAGGUGACGUGAUGAUUGGCCCUCAGAUUCUUCGUCAAAUGUCUGAGAUUUACAGAAAAUUGCGAGGAACUUUGAGAUAUCUCUUGGCAAAUCUUCAUGAUUGGAACACGAAAUGCACGGUUCCAUACCAUGAACUUCCGAGGAUCGAUCAACAUGCACUAUUUCAGCUUGAAAAUGUUGUAAAAAACAUUCAAGGAAAUUAUGAAAAUUACCAGUUUUUUAAAAUAUUUCAGAUUUUGCAGAGGUUUGUCAUUGUUGACCUGUCAAAUUUUUAUUUUGAUGUUGCCAAAGAUCGACUUUAUGUUGGUGGAUCAACAAGUUAUACAAGGAAAAGUUGUCAAACAGUUCUUGCAGCACAUCUCCUUUCCAUUGUGAGAAUAAUAGCACCGAUAUUGCCCCAUUUAGCUGAGGAUGUGUGGCAGAAUCUUCCUUUUCAGUAUAUGACUCGAGAUGGUUCUAUUGCUGAUUAUGUAUUUGAAUCAAGAUGGCCCACCUUGAAUGAAAAAUGGCUUGCCCUCCCUGUUGAAGAAAUUGAUUUCUGGGAGAAUAUUCUUGAGCUGAGAACAGAAGUGAAUAGAGUAUUGGAAGUUGCUCGAACCGGCAAACUAAUUGGGGCCAGUUUAGAUGCAAAGGUUCAUGUCUACACAUCUGAUGCCAGGCUGGCAUCCCAACUAUGUGAACUAUGUGCGGCCAAAAAUGAUGCCGAUACAUUGCACCGUCUAUUCAUAACAUCUCAGGCUGAGAUUCUUCCCUCAUUGGAGGACGAACACAUAGUAAAUAUACCAUAUAGUGGUGAAUGCCUAAUUCAAGGGAAGAGUAAGGUCUGGAUUGGCAUAUCUCGUGCUGUGGGUUCCAAGUGUGAAAGAUGCUGGAAUUAUUCACAGCAGGUUGGGUCAUUUUUGGACCACCCUACCCUCUGCAGCCGCUGCUACGAUGUUGUUGCUCCUCAGAUGCCCUCUGAAGUAGCAGCAAUCAAUUAAGAUUUUGGAAAAAGCGAAGUUAUUUGAAAUCCAAAAUAUUUUAUUUUUU